This is a messenger RNA of Ziziphus jujuba (common jujube), 1428 nucleotides long. Its product is annotated as abscisic acid receptor PYL4. Gene Ontology annotation, molecular function: abscisic acid binding; signaling receptor activity; protein phosphatase inhibitor activity. Gene Ontology annotation, cellular component: nucleus; cytoplasm. Gene Ontology annotation, biological process: abscisic acid-activated signaling pathway. Lineage: Eukaryota; Viridiplantae; Streptophyta; Magnoliopsida; Rosales; Rhamnaceae. The coding region runs from base 360 to 1040 and encodes 226 amino acids. The transcript has a single exon. The record is from RefSeq and is a predicted model, not a curated record.
UUGCAAGUCCGGCGUAACCUCUGUGAUAAACAUCAUCACCACCUCCAUUUCUCUUCCCUUUUCUUUCUCUCUUUUUUUCUUCUCUCUCUCUCUCUCUCUCUUCGACGAAAACUGCAAAUCUAUUCCAAGUGGAGUCCCCCCCAAAUAAAAAAUAAAAUUAAAACUCCAUUUCUAUUUCUCUUCUCUUUAUCUCUUUCUCUUCCUAUUUUAUAUACCAAUAUAUCAUCCUUCUCUUCCAUGAACCAGACCUCUCUAACUAUCUCAAGCUCUACUGCACCUUUCACAGCUAGAGCUCGAGAUCGCAGAGAGAGAUAGAAAAAAAAAAAAGAAAGAAAAAAAAUUCAUCGAAGAAUUUCAAUAUGCCUUCGUCGCUUCAGCUUCACAGAAUCAACCCAACAAAACCAAUCACCGGCAGUACCGCACUGACUUUCCACCAUAAACAAUCUCACAAUCAUGCUGCGAUGUCGUCGUUCGUGCGACAUGUCGUUCCACCUUCUUCCGCUAUUCCAUUUCCCUUACCUGACUCAGUAGCUCGUUACCACACCCACGCGGUAUCUGCAAACCAGUGCUUCUCCGCCGCUAUCCAGACCAUCGACGCUCCCGUGCCAGUAGUUUGGUCCGUCGUUCGUCGUUUCGAUAAUCCGCAAGCGUACAAGCAUUUCCUUAAGAGUUGCCACGUCAUCGACGGCGAUGGAAACGUCGGUAGUCUCCGUGAGGUCCGUGUCAUUUCGGGUCUGCCUGCUGAGUCAAGCACCGAGAGGUUGGAGAUUCUGGAUGAUGAACGCCACGUCCUGAGCUUCAGCGUGGUGGGAGGUGAUCACCGGCUUACCAAUUACAGAUCGGUCACGACGCUCCAUGCCACGGCCGACGGCGCCGGAACGGUGGUGGUGGAAUCGUAUGCGGUGGACGUACCGAACGGGAAUACGAAAGAAGAGACGUGUGUGUUCGUGGAUACCAUUGUUAGGUGCAAUUUGCAGUCGCUCUCUCAGAUCGCUGAGAAUAUGGUCAAAAGUAACAAAAAAACUACCUCUUCAAAUUAAAAUUUUUAUCAUACCAAAAAAAUUUUAUCUGAUUUUGUUUUUGUUUUUGUUUUUGUUUCUUUUUCCUUUUUGUUUUUUUUGGUUCUCUCUCUUUCAUAUGGGUGGAUAUGGAUUCUCGUAUGUUGGAUCAGCGUCACCUAUAUAGGUUGGAGAAAAUCAAUUUGUAGAUUUUUCCUUUCUUUCCUUUUUUUUUUUUCUUUUUCCUGUUCUUCUUGAGGUAAUAUAUCUCAGGAGGUUGCAAUGGUUGAAAAAAAGUAAGAUAGAGAGUAUGAUACUGUGUAUAUGUUUUACUCUUUUUCUUCAAAAAAGAAAAAAAGAAAAAAGAACCAUCCCCUUCUGGAGAUUGUUCUUACAUUAAUUAAUUAGCAAUGUAUAUUAUACGUUUUAA